Messenger RNA from Aspergillus candidus, 597 nucleotides. RefSeq lists its product as uncharacterized. NCBI's taxonomy places the organism in Eukaryota, Fungi, Ascomycota, Eurotiomycetes, Eurotiales, Aspergillaceae. The record is from RefSeq and is a predicted model, not a curated record. Bases 1 to 597 code for a protein of 198 amino acids. The transcript has 5 exons.
AUGGAUGUAAUGGAAAUCACUCCAUUCUUCGCGGAGGCGAGAGCAUUUCGUCGAAUCGAUGAACUCUGUACCAGCUCAGAGAGGCCAUAUUUCCCCCGAUUUCACAGCGUGAUUAACGAUCUGGACAAGUCGAUGUUUACUUUUGCUAUCCAGCCGCGCCUGGCUUCUCGACGUAUCUUAGCAGCAGAUCAUCCCAGUUCUACAACGGAGUCGGUCAAACGAUCCAGCGAUUCGGAAAAGAAAUGGUACGGUCCACUCCUUGCUAACCAAUUUCGUCAUCUCAUGACACUAUAUCGGAUUGGGAUCACCCAUGGCGAUGUGCGAGACGAUCAUUUUAGGGUUCUCGGAGACUUCUACGACACCCCGUUGAAGGAGAUAUCGCAGUGCGACAUCGAGGAGCUUGAGGAUCAGAUCUAUGAGCGUGCUGAGAGGUUAGAAUUACGGGACCACCUCUUCGAAUCUGUUCAGGAUACUAGGAAAAAUGUUCUUGCUUCGCCCUGCGGUUCUCUUUCGGAUGAAGCAUUGGAGCUAAUCGUCCUCAAAGUGAUGACUCGGCCUGAUGGUCUGUUUCUCCCUUCCCCUUGUUUUCACCCAUGA